CCCAGAUAUCGACAUGCGGCACCAUCAGGACCAUGGCCAUGGAUGGACUUUGACGCAGAAGUUAAGCCCUCUACGACUGUCAUUGAUAAAACUUGGCGGGGGUACCCUCAAAACCUGUUCGGGAACUGGACUCCAGACCAAGUAGGGCGUAGUAAGAUGCUUGAAAAGUGUUCUGUGAAUAAGUCUAGUACCGUUUACUGGAUGGAUGUGCGUCACGACGGCAGUUUUGCAACCUCAGAUAUUGGAGGACAGGGUAGUACUACGGUAGUGGCGGCUGAAAAUGAGGACGAGUUUUGGGAUAUAUUACAGGGGAAGCGGCCAGACGAUAUCCGAGUGCGAUCGUUAUUUGUGGAUGACUUAUCUUCACCAGUCUUGCGCAUGCUGGGAACAAAAUACAACAUCGAGCCAUUCUUUUUCACGUCCUCCAUUAAUUGGAUACCCUCACGAUACCAGGAAGCACCCGGCCAUAAAGAAGGAGAUCACAUUACGAUUACCCUGCCAUUUGUACGAACACUGCGUAAUUUACAAGAUAGAUCAGCAGCCCCCUCUCCAACACCGUCAUCACAACCCGAGAACUCUCCAGCAGAUGCCCGGAUCAAUACCCAAGCUCCUGUCCCUAUGGGCGAUGACGGCAUGCUCUUCAUCGACCUCCUCGCAAUUCACAUGGUCCGCGGCGUAAAGACAAGCACCAUCAUCUCCUACCAUCCCGAGUCUACAUGGUGCCGGACAUCCGCGAAGCGCCUCCACUCACUAAUGAAGCUCGUAGGGGAGAGUGUAUACUGGCAAAUAAUAUGCAAAAAGUCCAAAGACCCGACCCCAAUUCAGGAGUCAAAGGUACUAGGAAAGCAGAUCGAGCUCACGCGCGACCUUCAUAUCCUCCAAGCGCAUCUUCUGCACUACCAAUCGCUCCUUCAUAACUUUGAAGUAUCUGUAACAUUUAUCGUGAAGACCAGCAAUCCGGCCAUGGAGUCUGAUGACUUCACUGACAAAGAGCGGGAAGAUUCGCAGGAACUUAUGAAGAAGGAAAGCGAGAAUCUACUCAGCGAAAUAGAUCGUCUACAAAAACGAUGUGUGAUGCUGAGUAACCGACUGCAGAAUGUGAUGAAGCUUGCUUUUGCGACUGUCAAUAUUGAAGACAGUAAGCACACGCGGACGCUGACAGAGGCGACGGUCAGGGACUCGGCGGCUAUGAAACAGAUCUCGUACCUCACGAUGGUCUACCUGCCAGCAAGCUUCCUGGCCUCUGUAUUCGGGAUGAACGUGGCAGAGUUCAAUUACGGGCUAGAGUCGCUCGCUCACUACGUCGAGGCCACCAUUGGGCUCACGGUCCUUACAAUUUACGUCGUCAUCACGUGUCAGACGCAGAGCACAUUCCACACUGCUGGUGCUCCGUUCAUGCAGCGUGCAGUGUGGCCAGCUCUUUCUGUAUGGAAGAUGACGCAGACGUCCAAGACAUUGGCCGGUGGCCGGACUGAGAAGACGGCAAGUGAUAUGAAUAAUUCUUCACUAUUGAUGAAAUUCAGGAGAAUGGAAAUGACCUCCGACAAGGUGCUCACGGGUAGUCACAAUUGCUACUGGAUGAGAGAAGUUACGCGGCACUCCUGGCAUGUGCCUACCCUGGAAAUGAUGUCCAAAGUUGAUCCCAGGGAUGAUAAGCGGCACAUAGAAUUUGGCGGAAUGAUGGUGGCGCAUAUGGUGGGCGAGGCGCCUAGUCAACAUGCCCUAAGGUUAUCCGCCUGCGGUGCCUGCGCCCCCGUAAUUUCUUUUCAUGUCCUUCUUUCCUUGUUUUUGCUGACUGAUGCUCCACCCAGAUAUCGACAUGCGGCACCAUCAGGACCAUGGCCAUGGAUGGACUUUGACGUAGAAGUCAAGGCCUCUACGACUGCCAUUGAUAAAACCUGGCGGGGGUACCCUCAAAACCUGUUCGGGAACUGGACUCCAGAUCAAGUAAAGCGUAGCAAGAUGAUCGAAAAGUGUUCGGUGAAUAAGUCUAGCACCGUUUACUGGAUGGAUGUGCGUCACGACGGCAGUUUUGCAACCUCAGAUGUUGGAGGAAAGGGUAGUACUACGGUGGUGGCGGCUGAAAAUGAGGACGAGUUUUGGGAAAUAUUACAGGGGCAGCGACCAGACAAUAUCCGAGUGCGAUCGUUAUUUGUGGAUGACUUAUCCUCGCCAGUCUUGCGCAUGCUGGGAACAAAAUACAACAUCGAACCAUUCUUUUUCACGUCCUCCAUUAAUUGGAUACCCUCACGAUACCAGGAAGCACCCGGCCAUAAAGAAGGAGAUCACAUUACGAUUACCCUGCCAUUUGUACGAACACUGCGUAAAGAUAAAUCAGCAGCCCCCUCUCCAACACCACCAUCACAACUCGAGAACCCUCCAGUAGAUGCCCCCAUCAACACACAAGCUCCUUUCCCUAUGGGCGAUGACUCGCUCUUCAUCGACCUUCUCGCAAUUCAUAUGGUCCGCGGCGUAAAGACAAGCACCAUCAUCUCCUACCAUCCCGAUUCUACAUGGUGCCGGACAUCCGCGAAGCGACUACAUUCGCUUAUGAAGCUCGUGGGGGAGAGUGUAUAUUGGCAAAUCAUAUUCAAAAAGUCCAAAGACCCGACGUUCGUGUUCCUCGCGAUUUUAUGGUAUGCAUUAUAUGCAUGGGAUGAGUCCUUUGAGCUGCUGUACAGCCACGUUAGUGACUUGGAAUCAAAGGUGCUAGGAAAGCGCAUCGAGCUCACGCGCGACCUUCAUAUCCUCCAAGCGCAUCUUCUGCACUACCAAUCGCUCCUUCAUAACUUUGAAGUAUCAGUAUCCUUUAUCAAGAAUACCAGCAAUCCGGCCAUGGAGUCUGAUGACUUCACUGACAAGGAGCGGGAAGAUUCGCAGGAACUUAUGGAGAAGGAAAGCGAGAAUCUACUCAGCGAAAUAGAUCGUCUACAAAAACGAUGUUUGAUGCUGAGCAACCGAUUGAAGAAUGUGAUGGACCUUGCUUUUGCGACUGUCAAUAUUGAUGACAGUACGCAGAAUCGGAGGAUGACAGAGGCGACGGUCAGGGACUCGGCGGCUAUGAAACAGAUCUCGUACCUCACGAUGGUCUACCUGCCAGCAAGCUUCCUAGCCUCUGUGUUUGGGAUGAACGUCGCAGAGUUCAAUGGAGGACUAGAGUCGCUCGCUCGCUACGUCGAGGUCACCGUUGGGCUCACGCUCCUCACAAUUUACGUCGUCGUCACGCUUCAGACACAUAGCUCAUUCCACAAUCAUAACGCUCCCUUCAUGCAGCGUGCAGUGUGGCCAGUUCUUCUUUGCUGGAAGUUGAUGACGUCCAAGCCAUUGGACGGCGGCCGGACUAAGAAGACGACGGAGAAGACGGCAGGUGAUAUGGUGUGA
Messenger RNA from Suillus clintonianus, 3381 nucleotides. RefSeq lists its product as uncharacterized. The transcript has 17 exons. The record is from RefSeq and is a predicted model, not a curated record. Gene Ontology annotation, molecular function: cobalt ion binding; cobalt ion transmembrane transporter activity; magnesium ion transmembrane transporter activity. Gene Ontology annotation, biological process: transmembrane transport; metal ion transport. Gene Ontology annotation, cellular component: membrane. NCBI's taxonomy places the organism in Eukaryota, Fungi, Basidiomycota, Agaricomycetes, Boletales, Suillaceae. The annotation marks the transcript as partial.